Dermacentor andersoni is the source of this 1556-nucleotide messenger RNA. RefSeq names its product THO complex subunit 4-B-like. NCBI's taxonomy places the organism in Eukaryota, Metazoa, Arthropoda, Arachnida, Ixodida, Ixodidae. Gene Ontology annotation, biological process: mRNA export from nucleus. The record is from RefSeq and is a predicted model, not a curated record. Gene Ontology annotation, cellular component: nucleus. Gene Ontology annotation, molecular function: mRNA binding.
UUGUUGUCCGCCAUAACAGGAGAGAAAAAUUUUUGUAUCUGCGUUCCGGUAGUGCAAGCCGUCGUUUUACGGGUCACUGUAGUGGAUCAUUUGUUGAACGAGUAGCUGCGCAUUUCCAGCGUCACCAUGGCAGACAAAAUAGACAUGUCCUUGGACGACAUCAUCAAGAUGAAUCGGAGCCAGUACCGGACGACGCGAGGCCGUGGCAGGGGCCGUGGUCGAGGCGCGGGCAGCUUCGCUGGACGCGGAGCGGCACGUGGAUUUGGAGGAGCCGGUGGCGGUGGUGGAGCUGUUCGAAGAGGCACGCUUAGAGGACGUGUCCGUCAGCAGCCCUACACUAGGAGCUUUACGCAAACCAAAGAGCUUCCUGACCGGUGGCAGCAUGACAUGUAUGAUGGAGUUGGCGCUCGACGUGCCUUGUCCGGCGGCCUCGGAGGUGCUGGCAUGGGCCCCUCCAAGCUGCUGGUCUCCAAUCUUGACUACGGAGUGUCUGACGCUGACAUCAAGGAGUUGUUUGCUGAGUUUGGUCCUCUGAGGAAGGCAGCUGUGCACUACGACCGUUCUGGGCGCUCGCUGGGCACUGCAGACGUGGUUUUUGAGCGGCGCACAGACGCUGUUCGGGCAAUGAAGCAGUACAACGGCGUGCCUCUCGAUGGCCGGCCCAUGAACAUCCAGCUGGUCACCUCAGCAGUUGGUGCUGCUGCACUCUCUCCAGCAUCACGGCUUGGUUAUGCGGCUACAGGAGGCGGUGGGGCCCCUUCACAGCGUCCUCGUGGAGGUGGUUUCCGAGGCCGUGGCAGAGGCAGGGGCGGCCGAGGUGGCGGCAACGUCCAACGCAAGGUGCCAACUGCAGAAGAACUGGAUGCAGAGCUUGACGCCUACGUCAACAAGAUGGAGUGAGAAAGAAGCACGCCAGGACCCUUCGUUCAAGCACAUCCCGAUCCUCUCGUCAAGACGACAAUGUGUGCUUAGUUGAAGAAGACCAGAACUUUCAUAUUUUUGUUUGUGGCUCACACAUCACACAAAGAGCUUAUAGAAUUUUAGUACAGGCAGCAUGAAGAGUGACCAAAGUGCAGGCCUGUUUUCUAGCUGCACUUAAAACAUAGCUGGAGCUGCUGUGGGUUUCUGCAUGGCUGUUGCACUCAUGUAGUUGCCGAGGAGAUGUGCCACCACCCCUCAUACACACAAAACUGUGCUUCAUUCACUUUUUAUGCUGCCUGUGAGUUGCGUAGCAAUCCAUAACUUGUGGACUCCUGGGGUGAAAGGAGACCAUCACAGCUGCAGUUCCUUUCUUUUUUCUCCCGAGAAACAAGCUUGCUUCUUCAUGUCAUAAUUUCGCACAUUAUGUUGACCUUCUAUAUGUCACUUCAUCAUGUCAUUGAUCUGAAACAGCCAUCAAUGAACAUUUCAUUGUUCAUGUGCAACAUUGCAUGGGGGAAACUCAAGCGAGCAGUGCACACACAACUGUGGGUUUUUACCUGUUUCAAAUUCACUCCACCUGCUCUCAUUUCUCGUGUGAGCCUUCAAAGAAUAAACUUUUUGUCUGAAGAUUACAA